Messenger RNA from Chelonia mydas (Green sea turtle), 11328 nucleotides. It is a transcript of the gene CACNA2D4, whose product is annotated as calcium voltage-gated channel auxiliary subunit alpha2delta 4. Gene Ontology annotation, molecular function: voltage-gated calcium channel activity. Gene Ontology annotation, cellular component: voltage-gated calcium channel complex. NCBI's taxonomy places the organism in Eukaryota, Metazoa, Chordata, Testudines, Cheloniidae. The coding region runs from base 4428 to 7712 and encodes 1094 amino acids. The transcript is spliced from 39 exons. The record is from RefSeq and is a predicted model, not a curated record.
AUUAACACAUUUUUAAAUCAAUCAGACUAAACAAACAAACGUGGUGUUUUUAGUUCUUACAUGCUUCAGUGGCAGAUGGUAUGUGUAAAGCCAUGGUUUGUUCAUAGUCCUUAUCGAAGAAAAAAAUCAGUCCAAAUUUUUUUCUACUCUGUAAUGCCACAGUAUAAAAAUGGUACUUUCUUAUUCACCAGAACUGUUUCCUUUGUGGUUUCAGAGCCAGAUCUGUUGAUCGUAAUGACAAAAGUAUGUUUUUACUGCUUUACUCCCAGUACUGUUGAGGCAAAUCAGCAAAGGCCUUGUCUACAUGGGCAUAUGUGUUCAGUAUUAUAUACGGGGUGAAUUUAAACUGAUAUAGUUCUUCGGUUAUAUAGCACACACACACACCUAUGUGAACACUCUAAUUUUGGUAUAAGAGUGGCUUUUUUCUGUUUAAUUUAUGUUGUUUGGGAAUGGGUUUAAACUAAACUAUGUAAGUAUGUAGAACCGGUAAAACUUUCCCAUGUAGGCAAGCCCUAAGAGAACAAGGUGGAUUCUAUUUCUUUUUGGUAAUCAACAAAAUGCUUUAGUAAGUUUCAGUCACUUAUAACUAUACAAAACCACUGAAGGCAACAGGUUGCACGGGUAUCAUGUAGGGCAUACUUUGAAGAGAAGGGGCCUGAUUCUGAUCUCACAUCCAUUAUACAGAGGUGUGAUUCUAUUGAUUUAAUUGAAGUCACUCUUGAUUCACAAUGGUGUAAAUAAAAUUGGAAUCAAGACCAGUGGGUUUGCAUAAGUGUAAUCAAGGGCCUGAUGUAAUUUGAGGAUGAUAGACAUGUAUAGCUAAAGUCUUAAUUUGGCCUGUAGAAGCUUUAUUACUAAUAAUGUGCUAAAAGGAAUGAUCUUAGUUUGACGGUGAUACAUCCCAAAUUGAGUUUUUUGCAAGCCUGUCACAGGUGAAGCAUUCUUACUUAUAAAAUAAGCACAUUUGAUAUAGACAUAAUUGAGAUCAAAUUAUGCCAUUUUUGCAUUUGCUUUUUGGAGUAGAACAGCAUUUCAAGAAAUUCUGAAUUUAAAAAAAAUUACUUUAAACCUUGACUUUUUCAGCAGCCUCUUGGUAUGCAUCAAAAACAGUGGUACUGGCUCUCUUUCAAAUUGAUAAUAUGCUUGACCUCAAAAAACAAACAAACUUUGAAACAAACUUUGUCUGGUAGGAGCAGACAAUGUGGUAUCACAGAAGCAAACUGUGAAGUAUCUUUUUCCAUUUUUCUGAUCACAUAUGCACAAUGUAACAUUUCAGAAUUGUUCUUCAUACACCCAUGCCUGAGGGAGAGAAUGCCCAGGAUUUCUUAGGAGGCAAAUAUUCAUCUCCUGAGGGAGAGUUAGGAUGAGAAGAGGUGAGAUGGGCCUAUUCUCUUGGCUGACUUGUGUGUUUACCUAAAGGAGCAGAGGGAAAAAAGAUAGAAUGAGGCUCAGAAAGAAAUCCCAGAUUCUUAGCUAUGGGAAAAGAAGGAUGCUGAGAUCCACCACAAGGGUGAAGUCAAGUUGCAUGGUAGCUGAAUGUAGAGAGACUUGGGUUGGGGGGAGUGACUGGAAUAUUAUCUGGUAGAUGUGGUUAAGAGAAGGAAAGAAGGAGCACGAGAGAAUGAGCAAAUUUGAAGUAUCUUUGUGUCAGAAUAUGGCCCCUAUAGUCAGAGCCAUCCACAGCUAUAGAAAAGCUGGAACUUCUCCAGACAUUUCUUAACUAGCAGCUGAGAUCUUUAAAUGCUACGUUCUGUUUAAUAACGUGUUUGUUUUUAAAGCAUAAAACUAAAUACCUGGUCAUUUUCCUUUACACAGCCCAUGUCUGCAUGUAUGUCAGAACCCUUUCUGUUAGGUUUUGUAGGUCACCUCAAAGCUAAAGUGGUUUAGAACAGUUGGGGUCUCUGAACUGCUUUGGUUUUAAGGCACUCUUAAGGGCUCCUUAACAGCUGAAGGCCACCUCAGUUAAGGCAGCGUUGCUGAAAUGAUAGCAGUGCUUUUCUCUACCCGGCUUUCAUCUCUUCAAAAAAAGAAAGAGGCAAGCAUUCAAGUCAGGAAAUAUGAAAGGAUCAAGUGAACAUGCUGUAGAAAUGUCCAUGUUGCACAUCUGUCAUAUAUUUUAUUCCUCUUUAGACAUGAUUCUCUUUAAUAUGCUACUGUGAGGUUCAGCUGGCUCCGUUAACACUUCUGUAGAGAACGUAACUUUCUGGGAUUUCCUUUUUUAUAUGCUGUACUUCUCAGUCUUACCAUUUCAUUUGUAUUAAUUUUCAAUUUAAUUUCACUUUUUGACUGCCUACAAAACUUCUUUUACAUAAAACUCACCGGGAAGAUGGUAAAUAGCAGAAACCCAGUGAAGUGCUGGAGCAUGAUCUCUGAUUAAUCCUGUCUCUGUCAGUGUUAUAAUUAUAAUGGAAAUAUAUUAUACUCAGUGAAAGCAUCCAUACCUGUCCCCAGGCUCCUCUCAUAGAAAAUUCAAAUUUUUAAUCUGAUUUUAUGCAUUAAUUUCCUAUUGCUUUUCUUUUUCCUUUUUUUUUAUUGUUGCAAAGGGAAUAAUUACAAUUCUACAUUAAAAUAAGACUUUCAAGGAGAGUAAUGUAGCUAAGUAGCGGGUACUAGGUCUGAAGUGAAAAUCUGUUUCAACUGUGAUGAGCUCUAGCUUUCAGUUGCAAGUGCAAUGAGUUUCCUGGCUUUAUCUUUGUCCCUGUGAGGCUUUAAACCCACAACAUGCAGAUUGGCAAAAUCAGCAGCCUUUGCUGAGGAAAAGCCUAAGACUAGAUUAAAUAGGGGUUUUGCAGUACAGCAGUUUAGGAUCAAAGAUAAAAGACAUAAUAAGAGGACAUCUCUUCCCAGGUGGGUUCUUCAGUUGUAUACAUACAAAAAUGUAGGAUUCUGCUAUCUUGGAAUGAAUAUUGAACUGAACCAUAAAUACUCAGACAAACUAUCAUAAAUUCUACUAAUCUUGGUACAUAGAGUAAGAACUUUUAAGAUGAAUGUCCCUUAAGACUUCUGCUCCUUUUCCAAACUGCUACCACUGAUAUUCCUAGCGAACUUGUUCUGAUCUCUGGACACAUUUCUACGUUCAGCUGGGAAAGGGCAGAAAAGAAGGGAAUCAAAUAUAAGUUUCAUGUUGACAAGCCAGGGGACACGACUUCCCCACUGAAAUUAGUCCUCUAAAGAUACCAUACAGAUUAAAGUACAAAUCCAGUCUUGAGUCUUUUAACAUAUGCAUCAACCACUUUAGCUAUCUCGAAGUGCAUAAAGAUAUUUGCUGUUAAGACUUUCUUGACAACACAUACUGAAGCCCUCGUGUGUCCCAGAAGACCACGGUUAGAUAGAAAAAAACCUAAACUAAGAUCUACACUUUUAGUGUCAUUCAAAAAAUACAGCCAUCAAAGGUCAGAUUUUUAUUUUAAAAGGUUGACAUUCCUAUCACUCUGAAAUAGAUUAGAUAGAUACAGAAAUCCAUGUCUGAGUAUGAAAAUAAAUCAGGUAUGCAGGGAUAUCUAAGAAAUGGAUUCCCAUUGUGUAACUCAGAAUAGCACUGAAUAGACAAGGUGCAGCAUAUAAAAGAAAGAAGCAAAAUUUCAGAUUGCUGUACAAUAAUUUUGGGAGAUAUAUAACUGCCACCUCCUUCUAAUCAUCCUGGAGAGGCUUCCAAUAGGAAAUAAUCGGGUGAAUCCAUGUAGAGGAUGCAAAACAAAGAGAGCUGUUUAUUCAGUAUAUUUGUAUUCAUAACACCAAUAUAGUAUGGCUCAGAGAAAACACUGCCAGUAACAUGUGACUAAACAGAACACAAGAUAUAGAACAGAUCACUGCUCAGUGAGCUACUUGGAAAAUACAAGAAAAAAAGAUGUGGACAAUGACAAAGUGCUAAAACUACUGUUGUAUACCAAGAAAGAUGUUAAUCUCCCAUUUAGACACUGAAUAAAUAAAUAACGCUGGACUUAUUCUGUACCAAAUUCUCAUGUACUGUGUAUAAAAAUUGCACGCAUACUUGUGGACUGCAGAGUGUAUCAAAUAGCUGUGUGUGUGAUUGCAUUACUACAUCAAGUACUUGAAGUCUACUCAUGAAGAGCACUACAUAUAAGCUAGGUAUUAUUCCACCCACAACCUGCAGACCUAUGUAGGUAUUUUACCUCUGUACUUGCCUGUAAAUAUUGCUGUAAAAGAGAAAUAAAAUAAAGUGAUGAGAGGAACAGUUAGGUUCUUGGUAACACUCCCAGCCUAGGACCACUCAGGCUGAAACAAGGUCUUCUGCUCAUUUGUACAGCUGGCUGGCAGCCUGACUGUUCAACUGUCUUCCUCUGCUUAAGAUGAUAGCCCCAACCCCCUCAGCUAGCAAGUUCUCUACCCCUGCCUAUCACAUCACUCCACAAACAGUUGUUUCUCUUGUCUACUUCCCCAUUCCGGUUCCUUAGUGAGAGAGAGAGAUGAGAAUCCAGUUUCCUGAGACUGUACACAAGCAUCAUCAGCUGGGAUGCUGCUACCUUUGGGCACUGUUCUGUACCAUGGUCAUCAAGGUGAAGUCCUGGGCAGAUGCCUUUGGUGGGGAGAUAUAUUCCAUCAUGACAAAGUAUUCAGGCUCUCUCCUGUUACAGAAGAAGUACAAAGACGUGGAGCCCACUCUGAAGAUCAAGGAGGUGGAUGGCUUGGAGCUGGUGAAGAAGUUCUCAGAGCAGAUGGAGAGCAUGUUGCGCAGAAAAGUAGAAGCUGUUGAGAGGCUGGUGGAAGCAGCGGAAGACGCAGAUCUGAACCAUGAAUUCAACUCCUCGCUGGUGUUUGAUUACUACAACUCUCUCCUGAUUAAUGAGAAGGAUGAGAAUGAUAAUUACGUGGAGCUUGGAGACGAAUUCAUCCUGGAGCCAAACGAGCAUUUCAAUAAUCUGCUGGUGAACACAACGUACAGCGAUGUGCAACUCCCAACCAAUGUCUACAACAAAGACCCUGGCAUAUUGAAUGGAGUUUACAUGUCAGAAGCCUUGAAUCCUAUUUUUGUGGACAAUUUCCAAAGAGACCCAACACUGACCUGGCAGUACUUUGGCAGCUCCACAGGAUUCUUCAGACUUUACCCAGGGAUAAAGUGGAUGCCAGAUGAGAAUGGAGUGAUCUCCUUCGACUGCAGGAAUCGAGGCUGGUACAUCCAGGCAGCCACCUCGCCCAAGGACAUUAUAAUCGUGGUGGACAUCAGUGGGAGCAUGAAGGGUCUGCGGAUGACCAUUGCCAAAUACACCAUCAUCACCAUUUUGGACACUUUAGGGGAAAAUGAUUUUGUCAAUAUUAUUGCAUACAAUGAUUAUGUUCAUUAUGUUGAACCCUGUUUCAAGGGCAUCCUGGUCCAAGCAGACAGAGAUAACAGAGAGCACUUUAAGCAGUUAGUGGAUGAGCUGCAGGCAAAAGGAGUGGGGACCGUCAAUAAAGCCGUGCUGGAAUCCUUCAAAAUCCUGAGGGAGUUCAGAGAGGCUGGGCAAGGAGGCCUGUGUAACCAAGCCAUCAUGCUGAUCACAGACGGAGCGGUGGAGGAUUAUGAAUCUGUGUUUGAAAAGUACAACUGGCCUGAUCGUAAGGUCCGGGUUUUCACUUAUCUCAUUGGAAGGGAAGUCACAUUUGCACAAAAUGUGAAAUGGAUAGCUUGCAACAACAAAGGCUACUACACUCAGAUCUCCACCCUGGCAGAUGUUCAGGAGAAUGUGAUGGAAUAUCUGCAUGUGCUCAGCCGUCCGAUGGUCAUCAAUCACGAUCAUGACAUCAUAUGGACUGAAGCCUACAUGGACAGUGCGCUCUUUGCAUCUCAAGCUCAAAGUCUGCUGCUCAUGACAACAGUAGCUAUGCCAGUCUUCAGCAAAAAGAAUGAAACGAGAUCUCAUGGCAUUCUCCUGGGUGUAGUGGGCUCUGAUGUUCCACUCAGGGAGCUACUGAAACUGGCUCCACGGUAUAAGUUGGGAGUCCAUGGAUAUGCCUUUCUGAACACUAACAACGGUUACAUCCUCUCACAUCCCGACCUCCGACCUUUGUACAAAGAGGGAAAGAAGCUGAAGCCCAAACCAAACUACAACAGUGUGGAUCUCUCUGAAGUGGAGUGGGAAGACCAAGAUGAAAUACUGAGAACAGCAAUGAUCAAUGGAGAAACGGGUUACCUUGCUAUGGACGUGAAGGUCCCUGUGGAUAAAGGGAAACGGGUUCUCUUUCUCACUAAUGAUUAUUUCUUCACUGACAUCAGUAGCACGCCUUUCAGCCUGGGUGUCGUCCUCUCCCGUGGGCAUGGGGAAUACAUCCUGCUGGGGAACACUUCAGUGGAAGAAGGCUUGCACGACCUGCUGCAGCCAGACUUGACCUUAGCUAAUGAAUGGAUUUACUGCAUCACCGAUAUUGAUCCAGAUCACCGGAAGCUCAGCCAGCUGGAGGCCAUGAUCCGCUUCCUCACAGGAGAGGAAUCCGAUCUGGAAUGUGAUGAGGACUUGGUCCAGGAGGUGCUGUUUGAUGCUGUGGUAACUGCGCCAAUGGAGGCCUACUGGACAGCCUUGGCCCUCAACAUGUCUGAUGAGGCUGAGCAGGGGGUCGAGAUGGCAUUUCUGGGCACUCGAGCCGGCCUCAUGAGGAGCCUCCUGUAUGUGGGAUCUGAGAAACUCUCGAACAGGAAGUUCCUGACCCUGGGGGACAAGGAGAGUAUCUUCACCAUGGAUCACUUCCCCCUGUGGUAUCGCCGAGCAGCAGAGCAUCCUCCAGGGAACUUCAUCUACAGCAUCACCUCAGAAGAGGGUUCAGAGGGAGGUGGCAAACCAGAGGUGGUGACAGUGAGCACAUCUGUUGCUGUGACUGUGGAUGGGAAGACAGCUAUUGCUGCAGCUGUGGGCGUGCAAAUUAAGCUGGAAUUACUCCAACGCAAGUUCUGGAUGGCUACACGGCAGCCCAAUGACACUGACUGCAGUGGCGUGGAUGGCCUGUGUCCGCUGAACUGUCAGGAUAAUAAUGUGAACUGCUUCCUCAUUGAUAACAAUGGGUUUAUAUUCAUUUCCAAGAGUUCCACAGAGACCGGAAAAUUUUUUGGUGAAGUGGACGGCUCAGUAAUGACCCAACUGCUAAACAUGGGAAUGUUCAGGCAGGUGACGAUGUACGACUAUCAGGCCAUGUGUAAAAUGCCCUACCAUCAUCACAGCGGUGCCCGGCCUCUGCUCAGUCCCAUUUAUACCUUUUUCGCUGUACUGAAGUGGCUGAUAAGUGAUUUCCUCAUAUUUCUUUUGGAGUUCAAUAUUUGUGACUUCUGGCACUCAGACAACUUGGCAGAUGCCAAGUCCGUCUUCCAUCAUUCUCACAAGCAUAAGAAACAUGAUAUGCUACAGCCAUGCGACACAGAAUACCCUGUCUUCGUGUACGAGACCACCAUCAAAGAGACCAAUGGGCUGAUAGAGUGCGGAGACUGUCAAAAGAUGUUUGUAGCACAGCAGAUUGCCAACAGUAACCUCCUGCUCCUGGUUACAGAUGCUGCCUGUGACUGCAGCAUCUUCCCACCUGUCCUCCUGGAAGCAAAAGAAGUCAAAUAUAACGCUUCGGUGAAGUGCGACAGGAUGCGCUCCCAGAAACUGAGACGGCGGCCAGAUACCUGCCACGCAUUCCAUCCGGAGGAGAACGCUCAGGACUGCGGUGGAGCUGCUGAGAUCUCAGCCUCGCUGACAUUACUCCUUCUAGCGCUGGUGACCUUUGCUGUCCUCCUGCAGUGACAGAGUCUACCACGAUCCUUACAGUUCGCAGAAAUGGUGGAUAAUACAAGGGAGUCCAUUACUUCCCGGGGACAUUCUUAGAGCCAGAGUUGGAGCUGUAGGAGGGGAGGAGCCCACGAUGUAGGCACAUUGAGACUUCCUGUGGACUUGUGGGGACAAGGCAUUAGAGACCCCUCACAUAUUGGCCUGUCUCUCUAACAAAAGGCGUAUAGUUCAGUUUUGUGUUUACAAUGGAAGCUAUUUCUUCCGAAAGAACUUGCAGCUUGAGUCCUGGCCACCAGGGCUGAGGAUCAAAUGGGAUUAACUGUCUAUGCAAUAAACACUGGAUUGGCUAUUCCCAGCUCUGGAGACAUUACCUGACAGAUCAGAGGAGCUCAUGAGGGAUGUGAAGGCUCCAGGAACAUCUGAUACCAUCUUCCUGUGGCUGGUUCUGCCCCCUUCUGGCCUGGCACCUCACUUACACUUGCCUCUGCUGGUGAUGGAGUCCAUGCAGAUGCCAUGGGGAUUUCACCAGUGCUAUCCACUACGUAGCAGAGCUCUCCAUAAUGUAAUCUGCCUUGCUGCACCACACCAGGCUGAUUUACUACUGCAUAGGAUGGUUUGAACUGGGCACACAUUGCCCUUCAGGAACAGCUGGGGUUUAGAUAUGGAAUUUUAUUUACUGAACAUGUUGCUCACUGGGAUCAAGGAUUUUCAGCACCUUGGAUUCCUGGUGGUUAUGGGGCACAGGGAAAGUCCGUGAAGAACAGAGUUAGGUAUAAACUGCAGGGCAGGGCAGCAGUAAGGAAAAAUACCUCAGUGAGGCUCUGCACAAGGAGGUGGUUCCCCAACAUAGGGAGGUUCCUAGAGACCAGAUUCCCCACAUCAGUGUUAUACAAUUCGUAACCUGGAGUGCACUAUCUUAAAAGGAGAUCUGAGCCGAGGAAACAGAACAACUUGGCUAGUUAUACUUAUUUCAGCAGAAACUGCCAUAGAGCUUUGGUCCCCAGAACUGACUUCUCUUAAAAAGUGAUUGAGCAUCCUGGAAAUUCUAACAAGCCUGCAUACAAAAGGGAAAGGCACCUGUCUGUUAAAAACAAAAUGAAAUAGCCCCUCCAGUCGUAGGACCUACGUACAAAAAGAACAAAGGAGAAGAAGAGGAAGUGGGGUUUGUGCUGCCGUCUGCUUUCUCUGCAGAAGCAGCUAAGAACGAAGCACUCGGAGCUCCGCUGUCCUAAUCAGUUGCUGAGGCCACAGGCUGGGCUAGAGACAGUGGCAGUCCCCCACUAAUGAUUCUGGUUGCUCCCAGCUGCCAGGCCAUGUUUUCAGGCAUUACAAACAAUGACCAGGGAAGAGGAAACAAGGUCUCUUUUUUCCCCUCUUUUUUCUUUUUUCUUCUUUUUUUAAAUGAAGUGCUUGCCAUUGUCUCUUUAAAAACAAAGAUAUGGCAUAUUUUAAACAGAUAUUUAAGGUGUAUUCUGUUAUACUUGGGACUGAUCUCAGCCUUGUAACUCCAAGCAACCCCAAGCCACUGGUCGUGAUUACAGCCAUGGCAGAGUCUAUGGCCUGGCGGCAACUGUGUCAUGCAACCCCUACAGUGCAUUGGCAGCUUGCCAGGAGCUCAAGGGUUGGCCCUGAUUUGCCUAAAAUGGAGCAGAUGGCAGGUGACUUAAUUAGUAAUACAGACAUGGAGACUACAUCUCCCAGCAUGCAGUACUGUCAACUGCGCCAAGUUCUGUCGGGGCCUCUGAGUGCUGCCAUAAUACCAAUAAAACAUGAAUAAUAAAACAAUAAUGAGGCAAAAUGAUUAAAGCAUAGUCCAGCAAUGAGCAUUGUUAGUUGUACCAUUUGCUCCCACUUCCCACGGCUCCCCAUUAUUUGCUCUCUCUUGCACCAUCUGUCCCUGAGCCAGCCCCUCCCCCUUUUAAAAAGGGCCAGACUUCCCCAUUGUAGACCUUGGACUGGGCAUGAAGGAAUGACAGAAAGAAAGAAAAAAAGUAGCUAGCCAGGCAAGAGCUGCCAGUGUCUAAAGGAACUGUUGUGACAUUUGGUUUGAGGGGGGUGGGGCAUGGGGGAGAUGGGGACAGAGGCCUCCUGGCCUCUCCUGCCUCUAGCUCCAGGCUCUGUGGGCAGCUCCAGCUGCUUCCCCUGCAGCAAAGACCUCCACCUGCCCUGGCAUGGCAGAGGUGGUGAGGAGCUCGCUCACCUGCCCCCUCUCUGGCCAGAUCCAUCUGCUUCCCCUGCAGAAAGCUCCUUUGGAGUUUUAAUCUAAUGACACUGCAUUUUGCCAUGGUGCAGUUAUAAAUAUUUCACAAGCAUUCCCCCCUUCUCUCUCCCAUAAGGGGGGGAAUGCUUGUGAAUGAUGCUCACACUGAGCAUGCUCUGAGUGAUGGAGGAGGCCCCUGGGGUUUCAAUUACUAACCUGCAGCACCAUUUGGCCAGUGCUGGAUGCUCCUUUGUCUGGGACUCCCUGCUGCCCACAGGGAAAGGAACAUGAUUUAUAGACCCACUGUUAAUGCUGUGACAGCCAGGCUUACUGUGGGGGAGCAAGCCAAGGGAAGCAAGCUAGCCGCAUGAGGCACCAUGUGCAGCCUCACAGAACGCUACACCACUGCACUCUCAAAAAGCCUGAACAAACAGGGUCUUGUGCAAAGCCAGUCCCAGCAGAGUCUACGCUUCCCAGAGCCCUGCUGUCAAUCAGGGAGAAAGACAGAUGCACAGACCAGAGAGGUGUACAGCAAACCUAAGAGUUUAGCCAACAGAGUACCAUGAAGGCUGAUGCCUGUCAAAUUUCUUUGGAAGCACCUACUAAAAGAAAAUGAGGAGAAAUAUGGAUCCAAAUAAGUAGAUAAAGGGAAGAGUGGCCCUAUCUACCCAGUGAUGCUGCUGAUGUGACCUGGGACCAAAGUGCAGAAGUCAGCCUUUUGUACUCCCUGAAGCGGUCAUCGCUAUACAGGCCUGUUUAUGACUAAAGGCUGGUUUCCCUUGAAAGCAGACCUUUGCAUUCCCUUGACUAGUGGCCUAACUGAGCACUGUCUGAUGCUCCUGAUAUUUUUAAUCCUUAGAAGGGUGAAAGGUUUUCUUUUUGACUCUCAAAAGGUGCUCCAAUCAUACACCUACAGCUUCCCCUGUCUGCGACAUAGUGGGAUUUACUGUGCUCCCAAGCUCUGGUUGCUUGCUGGUUUGGCGGGGAUAUCAGCUCUCACGUGGCCCUGGAGUUAAGGGAAAAUGCCCAGAAAAAGCAGCUGCUCCUACGGCCAUCUUCCUCAGCCCUGCACACUUGGCAGCUCAGGCAAAAACAGGACAGAAAAAAACCAAAACAAAUCACAACUGCAGAAGUAAACUAGCAGCUGUGAAAGAAGCCAUUGUUCAGCUCCAGCUGAGUGGCAUUAUGCUGCCACCGUAGCAUGGCAUGAUGAUGCACAGCUGUAAUUUUCUCCUCCUUGUUUAGGGCAGAGGCAACAAUGUCUGUUUGCACACCUGUGCACAUGCACAUGGGGCUGUGGAUCUCAGUUUUUUUUAUGGAGGAGGCAAGAUUUGAGGUGGGAGGGGCAGCUUAUAAUGCCUCUCUCAUUCCAUCAUGACCCAAGAAGGCUUCCCUAUGAAAGUUUCCCCCAGUCCCUGCCCCUUUUGCAGG